CGAUUUUUCGAACAAUGUCAACUUUUUGCAUUUUAUUAAAUUUGAAUUUUCGACACUAAUAUGCUUCAAUAUUUUCGAAAAAUAAAACAAAAUUCUCAUUUCUCAUAACAUUGACAUUGAAAUCAAAAAUACAUGCGCUUAAAAAUUAAAAUCAAAAUUGUGUAAAUCGAGAGAUAGAUGUAGUAAAACAAACAAACAUGCUGGCAACCCACAAGUUAUUUUGUUUUUACACGUGAAUUCAGAAGGUGGGAGGAUUUGCAAGCAGAAAGAAUAUAAGAAUGCAGGAAAUUGAUCUAGGAUUCGCCGAAGAAUGUGAAAGUGAAUGGUUGACCAAUGCUCACUUUCCAAGUAAACUGGGAGGUAAGCCGGCAUGGCUUCAUUUGGGAGAUUUACCAUCAACAGAAGCUUUAAAAUGCAGUAAGUGCAACAAUCAAAAGAGCUUCUUGUGUCAGAUUUAUGCUCCCUUCGAUGAUGAUUACAAUUUCCAUCGUAUGGUGUAUGUUUUCGUCUGUCGGACAGAAUCUUGUUUUACUGCCAAUGAUAAUAGCAAUAUUACAGUUUUACGGAGUCAGUUGCCUUUGCGCAAUGAGUUUUACCCCGAUGUACCACCUCCGGAGGAAGGCGAGGCUGCGCCUGAAGUUCUUCCCCCCAAUACGAAGCUGUGUUUGGCAUGUGGCUGUGUGGGUCCCUUAAAAUGCGGUCGUUGUAAAAAAGCCAACUAUUGUGGAGCCCCACAUCAAAGAUUACACUGGAAAAUUCACAAAUUGACAUGUACAACCGAAGACUCUGUUUCAGCUAAAGCUCAACACCAGCCUAUUCCAGAAAUUUUGUUUCCAGAAUGGGAAAUUGAUAUAAAUACUGAUGAAGAUGUCAACAAUGACACAACAAAAGAUUUAAAAUCAGAUAUAGACGAAGAACAGGAACUGAAAAAGUUGGAGCAAUUAACAGCUUCAGGUAAAGCAGGAGAGUUCCAAAAUUUACCCGAAUCGGAGUUGGAAAAAUACACAAAAGGCAGUGAGGAAAUAGAUGACAAAUAUUUUCGAAAAUUUCGCAAGGAAUGCGAUAAAGACCCUAUGCAAAUUAUACGUUACAAGCGCAACGGUCAAGUAUUAUGGAUAGCGGACACAGAAACUACUAUAAAAGAACAAUUGUACAAUAUUCCCAAGUGUGGUUUAUGUGGUGCUGAACGGGUAUUUGAAUUUCAAAUUAUGCCACAAAUGUUGAAUUAUUUAAAAGAUUCCAAUGUUGACUGGGGUGUUAUAGCUGUCUAUACCUGUCCUAAAAGUUGUCCCUUACCAAAAGACAAAGGAUAUGUAGAGGAAUUUUGUCUUAAACAGGAUAUAGUAAAUAGCCAAUGACGAUAUUGUUUCCCUUAAAUGUGUUUUUAUUAUAAAUCAAUAAAAAUGUUUAUAAUACAAAUUUGUUUUGC
Molecule: messenger RNA, 1429 nt
Organism: Lucilia sericata (common green bottle fly)
Lineage: Eukaryota; Metazoa; Arthropoda; Insecta; Diptera; Calliphoridae
Gene: Zfrp8
Product: programmed cell death protein 2
Exons: 3
Coding region: 279-1358 (359 amino acids)
Cellular component (GO): cytoplasm; nucleus
Source: RefSeq, a predicted model, not a curated record